AUGGCUGAUGAAGCGCAGCUCGCCGAGCUGAAGAGGAAGAGAACAUUCCGCAAGUUCUCCUACCGCGGCGUCGACCUCGACCAGCUGCUCGACAUGAACAGGGAUCAACUCUCGAAGCUCCUACCGUGCCGCCAACGCAGACGCCUCGCCCGCGGGCUGAAGAGGAAGCACCUCGCCCUCCUCGCGCGUCUACAGAAAUCGAAGAAGGCCGCGACCGUUUUGGAGAAGCCCGCCACCGUCAAGACCCACCUCCGCGACAUGAUCAUCCUGCCCGAGAUGGUCGGCUCCGUCGUCGGAAUUUACAACGGCAAGGUCUACAACCAGACUGAAAUCAAGCCCGAGAUGAUCGGCCACUACCUCGGCGAGUUCGCGAUCACCUACAAGCCUGUGAAGCACGGUCGACCUGGUAUCGGAGCUACCCAUUCUUCUCGCUUUAUCCCGCUUAAG
Messenger RNA from Mesorhabditis spiculigera, 447 nucleotides. Lineage: Eukaryota; Metazoa; Nematoda; Chromadorea; Rhabditida; Rhabditidae. The record is from the annotation of a GenBank genome assembly.